Messenger RNA from Arctia plantaginis, 789 nucleotides. The record is from the annotation of a GenBank genome assembly. Lineage: Eukaryota; Metazoa; Arthropoda; Insecta; Lepidoptera; Erebidae.
AUGACAUUUUUUUUCGCUUUAUUGAUGGCUAUUAUAAAUGGAGUAGGAAUCACCUGCGGAGUACAUCGUUUAUUUACGCAUAAAUCCUAUAAAGUAAUAACUCCCGUGAAAAUAUUUCUACUUAUAAGCUUUACGUCAGCUGGUCAGAAUUCCGUUUAUCAAUGGAUUCGUGAUCACCGCCUUCACCAUAAAUUUAGCGAUACAGAUGCUGACCCACAUAACGCACGUCGUGGACUAUUUUUCUCACACAUCGGCUGGCUCAUGACUUAUAAAAACGACGAAGUAAUAAAAAACGGGCUAAAAAUUGACAUGAGUGAUAUAGAAAGCGAUAAAGUGAUCAUGUUUUUUCAUAGGUACUCUCUGCUGCUCAAUACCAUUUUCUGUUUCUUGCUGCCAACAUUGACUAAUGUACUGGUAUGGGAAGAAAAUUGGAAAUGUGCAGUCGCCUGGCAGUGCUUUAUUAGAUUUCUAUUUGCGUUCCAUUGUGAACUCUCAGUGAACAGCUUUGCACAUUUGUAUGGAUAUACACCUUACAACAGGAACAUUUUGCCAAAGCAAAACCUGUAUGUAGCCGCCACUACUUUGGGAGAGGGCUGGCAUAAUUAUCACCACGUUUUUCCUUUCGACUACAAAGCAGCUGAGUUCUUCGACAGUUUUAAUUUUUCAGCUUCAUUAAUCAAGUGGUGGGAGCAAAGAGGAUGGGCUUACGAUCUCAAGGAAGCUACUCCUGAAAUAGUAGAUGCAUUCGUUAAGAGAAUGGGCGAUGGUGAAAAAAGGACGGAAAAUUAA